Puntigrus tetrazona (Sumatra barb) is the source of this 2488-nucleotide messenger RNA. RefSeq names its product trehalase (brush-border membrane glycoprotein) (gene treh). Lineage: Eukaryota; Metazoa; Chordata; Actinopteri; Cypriniformes; Cyprinidae. The transcript has 15 exons. Gene Ontology annotation, molecular function: alpha,alpha-trehalase activity. Gene Ontology annotation, biological process: trehalose catabolic process. The coding region runs from base 72 to 1814 and encodes 580 amino acids. The record is from RefSeq and is a predicted model, not a curated record.
GGUUCAGAGUUUUAAAACUCAAGAAGCAGUUGACUGUCGGUUCACUUCUACUAAUAAAUUAGCUCACCAAGAUGCAUUGGUUAAUUCCGGUGGUCCUUUUAUUUAUUUGUCAUUUCUCAUCUGGGGACACGCUCCUGGCACCUUGUGACAGUAAGAUCUACUGCACUGGAGAAGUCCUGCGACAGGUCCAGAUGGCCAAACUGUUUGAUGAUGACAAGUACUUUGUAGAUAUGAAGUUGACUACUGCUCCUGAGGUCGUUGUGGAGGCUUUUGCCAAUCUGAGCUCAGGGUUCCCAAACAAGACCGUCCCGUCCUCUGAGCUACAGAGAUUCCUGCAAACAUACUUUGAAGAGCCGGGUAAGGAGUUUGAGCAGUGGACUCCUCCUGACUGGCAUUCAAAACCAAAAUUCUUGUCCAGGGUGUCUGACUCCAAAUAUCGAAGUUGGGCUGAAGAACUGCACAGUUUAUGGAAGUCACUUGGUCGAAAGAUUCGGGAUGACGUCAGAGACCACCCAGAGCUCUACUCACAGAUUUACACCCCACACCCAGUCGUCGUGCCUGGUGGCCGCUUUAGGGAACUCUAUUAUUGGGACUCGUAUUGGGUAAUAAAUGGUCUCCUUUUGUCAGAGAUGACAGAGACAGCUCGAGGAAUGAUUCUGAACUUUGUGCACCUGGUGAAAAGAUACGGCUUCGUCCCAAACGGUGGUCGGGUUUAUUACGAGCGGCGUAGUCAGCCUCCCUUCCUUCCGUCGAUGGUGGAAAGCUUCUAUGAGGUCAGCGGAGACAAAGACUUCCUCGGGCAGGUUUUGCCAGCCCUGGAAACAGAGUACAGCUUUUGGAUGCAGAAUCGCUCUCUUGCUGUGGAGAUGAGUGGACUGACUCACAUUAUGAAUCGAUAUAACGUACCGGUGGACUGGCCGAGACCCGAGUCGUACAGUGAUGAUGUAGAACUUGCUGAGGGCCUGUCAGCAGAGGCUCAGAAGAAACUUUGGAUAGAACUGACAUCUGGUGCGGAGUCGGGCUGGGAUUUCUCUUCUCGCUGGUAUAUAGACGGCACAGGCAGGAACAACGGCACCCUGAGCAACACACAGACAAGCUCCAUCCUGCCUGCUGACCUCAAUGCCAUUAUGUGCCGCAAUGAGCGUCUGCUGGCCUCCUUCCACAGGAUUCUGGGUAAUGAAGAGAAGGCAGUGGAAUAUGAGAAGGCACUUUCUGCUAGAAUUAAAGCAGUUGAAAGUCUACUGUGGGAUGCAGAAAGAGGAGCCUGGUUUGAUUUCAGCCUGUUAAAUGAGACCCGGCAUCUGUCCUUCUACCCAUCUAACCUGGUGCCCCUCUGGGCGCAGUGUUACUCUAACCCAGAAAUGGCCAGUCGGGCUGUGCAGUACCUGACGGGUAGUGGAGGUCUGGACUAUCCUAACGGGGUUCCCACCUCUCUUAGGGAAAGUGGGCAGCAGUGGGACAUGCCCAACGCCUGGCCUCCGCUUCAGCACAUGAUUAUAGAGGGUCUCUCUGGGCUCGAUUCAGCCCACGCUAAAGAGCUCGCCUUCAGUUUGUCCCAACGGUGGAUUCAGACCAACUGGCGGGCGUACGUCAAAUAUGAGGCCAUGUUUGAGAAGUACGAUGUCAACGGUGAUGGAAAGCCCGGAGGAGGUGGCGAGUAUGAAGUUCAGUUGGGAUUCGGAUGGACCAAUGGGGCCGCUCUGCAGCUGCUUAACCAGUAUGGUGACAGGCUGAGCUCUGGAGGGAGUGGCUUGAGUGCCAGCAUUCUGAUCGGACUCGUCUAUCCUAUCUUAAAAUCUCUGUUCUGUUCCUGAUCCGUGAUGUCUGGAGUACCGAAGCUGAAAUGAUUCUGUCUGACUUGCAUGCUUUAUUAGAUUGAAGAUGGAACCCAAAAAGGUUUUUACAGUGAAGGUUCAUAAGGUUUGUAAACAUUAGUAACUGCUUUUUUUAGCAUUAGUUCAUGUUAACUAGUCUUCGUAAAUUCUAUUACUAUGUGGUGACAUUUUGUUAAACUCAUCUAUUAAGUAACAUUUAUUAGACCUGACAAAAUACAGCCUACUAACUUUAUUAUCCUAGUGUUUUUUGGCACAUGUAUACAUUUUUUUUUAACCAUACAGUGCAUUUUUAGCUAUUGCUACAAAUAUAACCAUGCACACUCACCUGAAGACUGCGUAUUUUAGUGAUAUACCCAAAAGUAACUAGGGUAAAAUAAUAACGCAGUCUGCAAGGCUGUGAUAUGAACGUGUAGCUGAUACAAUCCAAUGGAAAAUUGUAGACAUCAUGUUAUAUUUUUUCAGGUUCAUUGUCUUAGGUAGUAAUUAAUGUCUCUGCAGUGGCAGGAUCAGAAGAUUAUCAUCAUGACUAAAACUGAGCUGACAUUACAAAUGGUAAUUUGCACUAAUCCAAUUAGAAGGCUUAUUGCUGAUCGGAACUUUGCACAUGCUGUGUACGAGGAAUAUGAUCAUUAAAAGCGUUCGUUUGACUCACA